Salvia miltiorrhiza (redroot sage) is the source of this 858-nucleotide messenger RNA. RefSeq names its product heavy metal-associated isoprenylated plant protein 39. Gene Ontology annotation, molecular function: metal ion binding. The record is from RefSeq and is a predicted model, not a curated record. The transcript has 4 exons. Bases 151 to 627 code for a protein of 158 amino acids. Lineage: Eukaryota; Viridiplantae; Streptophyta; Magnoliopsida; Lamiales; Lamiaceae.
ACUCUCUCUCUCUCUCUCUCUCUCACUUCCCAUUUCCUUUGGAGAAACGCGCACUGAUUCCCAUUUCUCUUCUCCACUUUUCUCAUCUAGUGAGAGAAACAGAGAGGCUCUCACAAAUUUAUUUCUCCUUUUUCAGCACCUCAACGAAACAUGAAGAAGUUUGUUCUGAAACUGGAUCUGGAAGAGGACAGAGACAAAAGAAGGGCUCUCAAAACAGUGGCGACGCUUUCAGGAAUCGACGAGAUCACCGUCGACAUGAAGGGGAAGACGCUAAUGGUGGUUGGGACAGUCGAUCCGGUGAGGGUGGUGAGCAAGCUGCGCAAGAAGAACUGGCGAGUGGACAUCAUCUCGGUCGGCCCAUCCAAGGAUCCGGAGAAGAAGGAGGAUGGGAAGAAAGACGAGGCGAAGAAGGACGAGGAGAAGAAGGACGAGGGCAAGAAAGAAGAGCCCCAAAAGGAAGGCAAGAAGAAGGAGGGCGAGGCCAAGAAAGACGACGAGAAGAAGGCGGAGACGGACCCCGUUGUCGGCACGGUGAUGCCGUUCCGGCAGUAUUAUCCGCCGAUGAACACAUACUACUAUGUGCACCACAGCAUGGAAGAGAAUCCAAAUGCGUGUGUGAUCUCUUAAGGUGACUCUUGCCCUGUUUUCCCCUGCUUCAGAAAAACAGAGCAACUCUGCUCACGCAUGAUAAGGCUAUAAUGGUCUUUUAGGGAUUUUGUCAUGUGUAUAUAUGAUUGUAAUAAUGUUUUUUUUUGUUUCUUUUUCUUUAUAAAAAAAAUUUGAAAUUUUAUCAUGCACAUAAUUUUGUUAGACUCAACAGUUGAGAUCCUUGCUGUAAAGUUGGUGUGCUGUUUGUAA